Megalobrama amblycephala (Wuchang bream) is the source of this 1613-nucleotide messenger RNA. RefSeq names its product chymotrypsin-like protease CTRL-1. Gene Ontology annotation, biological process: proteolysis. Bases 266 to 1192 code for a protein of 308 amino acids. The record is from RefSeq and is a predicted model, not a curated record. Gene Ontology annotation, molecular function: serine-type endopeptidase activity. NCBI's taxonomy places the organism in Eukaryota, Metazoa, Chordata, Actinopteri, Cypriniformes, Xenocyprididae. The transcript has 6 exons.
AAUUAUAAAGAAUAGAUUGGAGAUUAUUUUUUCUGUGUUGUACAUGCUUUCUGCAAGCUAUGUUGCAAAGAGUAAAAAAGUGGUGGGGACAAAAUCAGCUUUAGUUUUUUUUUCCUUUUUUUUUUUCUCGAAAAAAGUUUUUUUUCAGAGAUAAACGUAAUGGGGGUGGGGCAGGAUAACUAGAUAAAUGUGGCAGUACUUGCUUUACAUCUCAUUAGAAACCUGACAGUUGAGGAAACAGCAGUCAGAUCACAGACCAGAAGAUAUGAAGUUUAACACAGCUUUUGCCGGAUUCAUACUUCUCAACAUAGCAGGUUCCCUCUGCCAGUCAGAUGUAUGUGGCCAAGCCCCCCUCAACACAAAGAUUAUUGGAGGGGAGGAUGCAGCAGCAGGGUCUUGGCCGUGGCAAGUCAGCAUUCAAAGUAACAAGUACCCAUUUAGCGGCCAUUUCUGUGGUGGGAGUCUAAUCAAUAAAGACUGGGUUUUAUCUGCAGCUCACUGCUUCCAGAAGGUAGGUGCAUCUGACAUAUGGAUGUACUUCGGGCGUUGGAGACAAUCAGGCUCAAACCCUAAUGAGACAUACAGGACAGCAAGUCGAAUUAUCAACCAUCCCAAUUAUGAAGGUGAUGUUACUCAUAACAACGACAUAGCACUGGUCCAGCUCUCCUCCUCUGUGAAUUUCACUGACUAUAUUAAGCCAGUCUGUCUGGCGGCUGCUGGUAGUGCAUUUGCUGGAGGUACAGAGAUCUGGGUGACUGGAUGGGGAAAUCUACAGACAGGAGGCCCGGCUGCUAACAUACUGCAGCAGGUGAUGUUGCCAGUUGUGAACAACAGUGAAUGUAAUAAUGCUUAUGUGGGCAAUCCGAGCAUAACGAGCAAUAUGAUUUGUGCUGGAUUUUUAAAUGUGGGAGGGAAAAGUUCAUGUCAGGGAGACUCUGGAGGUCCAGUGGUCAGGAGGAACGGCUCCCUGUGGAUUCAGUCCGGCAUUGUGAGUUUUGGUCCAAAACAAUGUGAUAAUCCCAAAUAUCCCAGUGUGUACGCCAGAGUUUCUCAGUACCAGGAUUGGAUCAAGUCUUACACGGGCAGCAACCCACCUGGAUUUGUUGAAUUCAACUCGAGUGGAUUCAGAAGUUCACUCAACGUCCUUUUAUUGUCCAUUCCUUUCACCUUCUCCCUAUAUCUCUACUCCUAAAGAUUGUUUGAACUGUAAUUCUCAAGGUUCUUUAAUGAAGAGGAUAGUUGUGCUGUACAUGCUCUCAUAAAGAGGUAAAAAAAGAGGAGUUAUAUUGUUGUCAUUUAUUCAUUAUCUUUUCAAAAAUGUACUAUUCUUGAAAAGCUACUCUUAUUGACAUUAUAAAAGCAUAAACUAAGUUCAGCAUGCUUGUGUACUCUGAGAUUCAGGAUGUUUGCAUAACUAAUAGACAUCAACUGAUAUUGUUUUUUUUAAUAACAAAGCCUAUUAUUUGGGUCUAUGUGUCUGAUAACCAAUAUGUAUAACAGUUUUAUGGUUUGAAGCUCUGCAAUGUGAUCAGGGAUACUUCUUGUAAAUGUAAUCAAUUACCAUGUUGUAAUCACACCGUUUUAACAGAAUAAAUACAAAAGAAUGAACUUGA